Molecule: messenger RNA, 975 nt
Organism: Fusarium venenatum
Lineage: Eukaryota; Fungi; Ascomycota; Sordariomycetes; Hypocreales; Nectriaceae
Product: Alpha/Beta hydrolase protein
Molecular function (GO): 1-alkyl-2-acetylglycerophosphocholine esterase activity
Source: RefSeq, a predicted model, not a curated record
AUGGAAUUUCCCAAUACUCCCUUCAUCGGCGGCGCAGCCGAUAUCCCUGUCAACUCCCCCUCACCUAUCGUGUCCUUCACGCCUGUUACUCUCCCAGCGCAAGACCGUAGAGUCCCUCUCGAUAUUAAGAUCACGGCUCCCGCAACAGGUUCAAACCUGCCCAUCAUCCUCCUCUCCCACGGCCAUGGCCCAAGCAACUACCUCUCUUCCCUCAAAGGGUACGGACCCAUCGUCGAUUGGUGGGCUAGCCACGGUUUUGUGGUAAUUCAGCCAACCCACCUGAGCUCCAGACAGCUAGGCUAUCAACUCUCCGGCGAGAACAUCAGGGAGCUUUUUAUGGAUGAGCGAGUGAAAGAUAUGCAUCGAAUUCUCGACAGUCUUGACACUAUUGAAGAAACUGUGUCUUUUAUUAAGGGCCGCCUUGAUAGAGAAAAGAUCGUUGUUGCUGGUCACUCCCUUGGCUCUUUGACAGCCAACAUCCUUCUUGGUGCUGUCAACACCGACCCUCGUGACGGCGAAAAGAUGAAUCUAGCUGAUUCUCGUAUCAAAGCUGGUUUCAUUAUGGGCGCCCUUGGCAACGGAACAACCGAUAUGUCAGAAGCAGGUUCUACCAUGAUGCCAUUCUACAACAUCGAUUUCUCCAGCAUGAAGAAACCGUGCCUUGUAGCAUGGGGCGACUCAGAUGUGAGCCCUCACUUGACAUUUCGUGGCGCAGACUGGCACGCCGACCCAUACACAGGGUCACCCGGCCCCAAAGCCUCCUUUGAGAUCAAGGGUGGGAAGCAUGGUUUCGGUGGUGUGAGUGGCUGGGAUGCGCUGGAGUGUCAGGAUGAGAGUGCUGAGAGGCUUGCCACUGUUCAGAGGGUUAGUUGGGCAUUUUUCCGAAGCCAGCUGUAUCCUGGAGACGAUUCUUGGGAGAAUGCAAAGAAGGCUAUUGGACAGCACGCAGAUAUUGGAAAGAUUGAAGAGAAGUAG